Messenger RNA from Recurvomyces mirabilis, 702 nucleotides. RefSeq lists its product as uncharacterized. The record is from RefSeq and is a predicted model, not a curated record. The transcript is spliced from 5 exons. The coding region runs from base 1 to 702 and encodes 233 amino acids. Gene Ontology annotation, molecular function: hydrolase activity. NCBI's taxonomy places the organism in Eukaryota, Fungi, Ascomycota, Dothideomycetes, Mycosphaerellales, Teratosphaeriaceae.
AUGCAUAUCACAAAAGCUCUCCUCGCCAUGGGCAUGGCCCUCUCCGUCUCCGCCGCUCCGGUAGUCGAGCGAGACGAGAGCAGCAUCGCCGAGCGCCAGACGAGCUGUGCUGCUUACACCAUCAUCAACACCCGUGGUACUGGCGAGAUCCAGGGCCCAUCCUCCGGCUUCCGCACCAUGAACAGCAAUGUUCAGCAGCAGGUCUCAGGCGGCACCAUCUACAGCACCGUCUACUCCGCAGACUUCAGCCAGAAUUUUGCCGCAGGUACAACAGACAUCGUGAACAAGGUCUCUAGCCUCGUCCGCGCCAAUUCAAACGUCUGCGUCAUCCUGGAGGGCUACUCCCAAGGCGCUGCCGCAACCGUCAACGCUAUGUCUAGGCUCACCGGGACAUCUUUCGAUGCCGUCAAGGGAGUCUUCCUUAUCGGCGACCCAGAGCACAAGAGCGGUCUGGCCUGCAACGUCGACCAAAACGGGGGGACAACGACGAAGAAUGUUAAUGGGCUGUCUGUGGCGCUUGGAGGUGGGAUCCCGUCCAACUGGGUGGCGAAGACUCUGGAUGUUUGCAACUACGGUGACGGUGUCUGCGACACUGCUCACGGCUUCGGUAUCAAUGCUCAGCAUCUUGCCUAUCCACAGUCGGCGAGUGUGCAGAGCUUGGGCACAAAGUUCGUCGUUGCCGCGCUCAGGGGUACUGCUUAG